CCUUUGCUCAUAGAGGUACUUUUAUUUCCCAUAAGAUGAUCCACACAGGUGAGAAGCCAUAUAAAUACAUGGAGUGUGGCAAGACAUUUACUCGUGGCAGUGGCCUUAGAAGCCACAAAAAUGUCCAUACAGGAGAGAAGCCAUUUAAAUACAUGGAGUGUGGCAAGACAUUUACUCGUGGCAGUGGCCUUAGAAGCCACAAAAAUGUUCAUACAGGAGAGAAGCUAUUUAAAUGCAUGGAAUGUGGAAAGACCUUUUCUCGAAAACAUAAUCUCAUUUCCCAUAAGAUGAUUCAACAUCCCAUAAGUUGAUAGAACGAAAUCAAUUUCUUUGUAAUAAUUUUUAUAAUGACUUUGGUUUGGUUUGGUUUGGUUAUUGGAUUUAUAUGCUGCCCUUCUCCAAGGA
This is a messenger RNA of Thamnophis elegans (Western terrestrial garter snake), 405 nucleotides long. RefSeq names its product gastrula zinc finger protein XlCGF7.1-like. Bases 36 to 311 code for a protein of 91 amino acids. Lineage: Eukaryota; Metazoa; Chordata; Lepidosauria; Squamata; Natricidae. Gene Ontology annotation, biological process: regulation of transcription by RNA polymerase II. Gene Ontology annotation, molecular function: RNA polymerase II cis-regulatory region sequence-specific DNA binding; DNA-binding transcription factor activity, RNA polymerase II-specific. The transcript has a single exon. The record is from RefSeq and is a predicted model, not a curated record.